GAGAAUACGGAAAUGCCAGAUGUUGCACGAUUGAAACUAAAUACUGUGUUUUAGCUAACAUAUGCAAAACGAAAAAAAAAGACAGUGAACUUAUUUCACUUUUUUUUCUUUAAAUUAGAUUCUGUUGGAUAUUGAUAAAUUUUUGGACAAGAUCUCUUCUACGAUUUUAUCCGUACAAUAAUUGGGACGGAAUCAAGGAAAAGGACUUAGACUACUUAAAGCUAUGCUAAACCCAUGAGAAUUUAUACGUGUUAGAGCCCAGUUACCUUUUUAAUAACAUAAGACUGUAUAUCCAAGAUACAACAAUGAAAUGGUGAAGCAGGGAGACAGGUUACAAACGUGAGAACGGUUUUCAAAAGUGAUGUACUCUUUCUUAUUCUACCGAAGACGACAGUGUUUAUCAAGCACGAAAUAUAUUGUGGAAAUUAUUCAUUCACAGCUGGACUGCAAGGAAAAUAAAAAAGGUGUUCCUCUUCAAAAUGAAUUCAGUUCGUACACGAGUGGUCUGUUUAUUUAGAUUAUGUUUUGUUCUCGUAGGAGUUAUGAUAUGUGUUAUGCCUUUCUUGCAAAUCUCUUACAUUCGAAGAAUAAUACCAAUUAGAGAUCAAAAGUUUAACGUUUCAGAUUUACGUAGUUUGCAAUCACUUGACACGCCUGUAGUUGUACUUGUAUUCAGUCAUCGUGAUUCAUUCAGUCGCCGAGAACAAAUUAGAAGAACUUGGGCAGAGGGACAUACGCACGUAUAUUUCAUGGUUAGUGAGCUGUAUUGUCCACAUCCACCAGAAAACCGCAUCUCUGGAAAAUGUAUCCCUAAAGGUAAAUCUGUGAAUGGAAAACACGUACAAAAAUAUUUAGCAAAAGAGGAAGCAGUUACAAGAAAACUUCGUAAUGAAUCAAACGUAGUGUUAUUACAUAAUGUAGACGUUUUCGAGGAUUUGCACAAGAAGGUAAAUGAAAGCUUAACUUGGGUCAUACGAAAAGUAAAUGCGCGAUGGAUUAUAUUUGUAGAAGAUUCAAUGGAUGUGAAACUAGGUACGUUAGAACGUUAUCUUUUAUCAGAAUUUGACGAAACUAAAAUCACUGUUUUAAUAGCGUUAUUGAAAUGUGAAUCUGCACUGGACAUAGGCAAACGGGUUCUGUCUUGUAAUUCAAGUUUAAAGCCAGAUUUUUUUACUCUAUAUCCCUGUGCUUUUAAUCACAUUGUAUCUCGACAAUAUGUUGCAUAUCUGCAAAACGGUGGGAAACAUAUAUUUCAUUAUAUUGACACGUAUAAUGGCAGUACAUUACGAGUUAACAAUUCUCCAUUUAUACAAUCUGUUCAUCGAGAAGAAGAUCCUGGUUUAAUUACAAUGAAUGAAAAGAGAAAUAGUACUGGAAUAAUAAUUCUAGACUUAAGCUUCAAACCCAACACAAGCUGUGUAAGAAUCAGAAAGGUAAAAAGUUCGCAAGAAAAUGAAACAGUAUAUACCUUGUCAGAAAACCCUUCAAACUACUUACAUUCGGAUAGAUUUGACUUAAUAGUCAAAAUGGUCUAUGCAUAUUAUUAUGUUUUGGAAAACAGAGUGCCACUUGUGAUUCAAGCUGCAUAUAUUGAACAUUUGAGAGUAUGGAAUCAUUUUAAGGAAGGUUGUAACUUGAGAAAAACUUGGUAUGAUGCAAAGAUAGCAUGUACUGCAAAGCAUAACAGUUCGGAUUUUCUUGCAUCGUUCCAUAAUACAAUAGAAACUAUUAAAAAGUAUGGCUUUAAUUCAAGCAUGUCAAGGAUUCCUGUUGAUAGAGACGGAUUUCUUAACAAUGGCGCACAUAGGACGUCUGCCUCCGUAAUUUUAUCCAAGAAUGCAACUUUCGAACAUCACACGUUUAAGCAACAUUCUGGCUGGGGAUAUAAACAUUUCAAAAGUUUAGGAAUGUCCGUAAAAUCUUUCAAUGUUGUCAUGUUAGAAUGGAUGAAAAUACAGAUGAAGCUGCCAUAUUUGAACACGUUCACUUUCAUUGUUUCAGUAUUUUCAAACAAUAGAAAGAAAGAUAUGGCAAUGCGUAAAAUUGUGAAAGAAAUGUGUUCAAAAGAUAAUGGCAUUUUAUAUGAGAUAACUAUAAACAUAUCAAAACAAGGAGCAAGGCAGUUAAUUUCCCAUAUGUACGGAGAGCAGUCUUGGCUGGAAGCAAAAAUUCAACAAAUGCAGUCAAAGUUUAAUUCAACAUAUAAUGUUUUGUUUCUCUUCGUGUAUGCGAAGGGCACAGGGGAUCUAGUUCAGUGUAAACAUGCAAUAAGAAAGCUUUACAAUGAUAAAGUUUUCAAAUCCACAGCUCACAUUCCAGAUAAUCCUGAAGAAAAUUUAAUUCUUUCAGAAAUGAUACUUAACCCUAACUCACUUCAUUUCAUGAAUCACGCUAAAAAUGUAUCCGACUGUAAGCUAAUUGCAAAAGAAGUUGCCAGUCGUUCAUCUAUAGCACCAAUAAGCACACUGCCAGGUAUCUGCGUGGGGAGAGAUGACGUCAUGAUUGACUCGGGAACAGUGCUUGGAUUUUUUGGUCUGCGCAAACGAACAGACGUUGACCUUUUAUUUUUACAUAAAGUUGACAAAGCUUUACUUGGAAAUGAUCAUGGAAUUUCUAUUCAAGCUCAUGCUUUUAAAAACAAUUCCAUUUCGAAGGAGCGUGCAUGGGGUGAGGAUCAUUUCAGUGACACUGGGCCAAAGGAUCAGUGGGAUUUGUUUUAUGAUCCUAUCAAUUUCGGUUACUGCUAUGGUAUUAAAUUCGUAUCGUUGAAACAGUUGGUUAGAUACAAAAUGAAGCGAAAGGAGCCGAAAAAGGAUGCAUUUGAUGUUGAACUUAUAAAUAGCUUUUGGAACACUACCAGUAUUAAUCAUUAAGAGUCCAUAUGGGAUCAUUCUCUCUCUCUCUCUCUCUCUCUCUCUCUCUUCCCAUCAAAACUGGAAGGUCGUUAUUUGUCAUAUGCUUUGUUAGUAUGAUUUGCAUUCAAGCAGAACAACAUGUAAAUAAUUUCUUGCAUAAAGGACAGGAAUUUCCUGUGUAUUCACAGAUGUUAGAAAACUCAAUCGUAUUACACCUGCGACCUGCGUUGUUGGAAGAUUACUUUCAUGCUUUAAAUAAUAUCGUAUUUGAUCUAAUCACAUUUGAAAUUGUCUAGUGGAUCUUUUAUGUAAACACAUGAUUUUAAUAUAAUACUUUAAUAGUUGCGCUUUGUGCCUCAAAAUAUAUUUCGUUAUCGAUUUAAAAAUUGAAAUUCUAAUAUGCUUUUUUUCUGUAAAAGCACGCUUACUCUAAAAUGACGUCACGUUAACGUGCGAUGACGUCAAUGUUUUUGUUGCGACCAAGAAAUAGCGCUAUGUAUUAUCUACGGUUUUAAGUUAAGGGCAUAUUAAAAUCGAAAUGAUGUAUAGCAAAAUCCUAAAUGAAUACAUUUAAAAUCGGUUAUACGUCGCCGGAAUAAUUCACUGUGAAAUUAUUCCGCAGACGUAUAACCUCUUUCCGUGUAUUAAUAACGUUAAAACACGGGUUUUCUAUAAAUUAUUUCUUUAAUACAUAUUUACGUUACGCUACAUAUGAAACUAAACGCUGAACUCUGUACUGUUGUGUACACCUUGACGUUGUUUCUGCUUAUGAAAGUACAUUCCCACGCUUUAUUUAAAUGCGCUUCUGUUACAAGAUAGUAUCGUAUAAAAAGUCAUGCCUUCGUUUAUUUGUUAUAAUUUGCUACAAGAUUAUUUUUGUCUUUUCACUAUAUUCUCUGCUAUUUUUGUGUUAAUUAGUCAGAAUAUGAUAUUUAAUUUUAUCUUAAGUUAGUUCUGCACGGUCCGAUCAAAAUUAUUUUUACAAUGUAAAAUUUGAUGAAACUGUGUUUUUAAUGAUUACCAUUCAAAACCUGUUACUGAAGGAGGUCUUUUCCUGUUGUUAGGGCCCGUUUUAGUUUAUGUCUUGUUGGUAUAUUAAUAUACUUGUUGCGAUUUAAUCUCCUUUUGGGUCCUUUUAGUUUUGCACAUGGAAGAAGGUCGUUUGCAAAUAGAUGCCAGGGUUGAUUUUGCUUCUUAUCGAAGGAAUCCUCGAUUGUUUAUACUUGCUGAUGUUUAAUAUAUGGACUUAAUUAUUCUAUACGCAUUUAGAUAUUUUGAGAGAAUACUUAUUAUAGUAUUUUGAGAUUUUUGAUGAGUGAUUUAAAUCUAUAAGUUAUGCAGUUUAUAUAGCAGGGAGGUAGGCAGGUAUUAUUUGCUUAUUUUUAAUAUAGUUUGUAUUUAUUGUACGGAUAUAUCUAUGUAAUUACCGAAGGAUUUAAACAUUAAAUUGAAUAAUAGCUUUUCUAUUAUACUUUGCAGUUAUCAUAAUGACUAUUUGUUUUGUGACCUGCUACAAUUUAAUCCUGCCACGUUGUUCCAAAUUCUCGACAUGCGGCGUUUAGGUCAGCCUCCACCAGUAUAUCUUAACGUUGUGUAAUAAGAGGUUUGUUUGUUUCAAGAAUACUUUAUUAGGCCUCUGUUCACAGGGCCUCCACAUCUGCAUUUUAAACAUAUACUUUAUAUCAUAUGUAUUUGUAUAUUGACAUUUAUGUGAAGCUGUGACCAAUUUCUGCCAACCAUUAAUUUAAACGAAAUUAGAUAUUAAUUGCUUGCUAUAGUAAAAUUGUUAGUAAAAGUAAUGUAUUCAUACAACUGUCUUGGGUUG
Molecule: messenger RNA, 4680 nt
Organism: Mercenaria mercenaria
Lineage: Eukaryota; Metazoa; Mollusca; Bivalvia; Venerida; Veneridae
Exons: 3
Coding region: 480-2873 (797 amino acids)
Cellular component (GO): membrane
Molecular function (GO): hexosyltransferase activity
Source: RefSeq, a predicted model, not a curated record